CAUGACCUUGACAUUUAAAGACAGCGUUGUAUACCGUUUGACAUUUAAUGUGUAAAUAAAAUAUGCCUACAGAUAUCGAAAUGGAUGAUACAGAAGCUAUAUUUGAGGCCUUAAGUCAUGAUGAUGAAGCAACUAGGUUGGAAGCAGUUAAGAAAUGUAUUGAUGAGAAUUCUGAUUGGGCGAGCAGCUAUGAUCGUAAUGGUAUUUCACCACUCCUAUCAGCAGCAAUGUCGGGAUUCCACGAAUGUGUUUCUGCAAUGAUACAGGCCGGGGCUGAUGUUGAUGAGUGUGACUCGAUAGAAGAUACGGCACUUAUAUACUGUUUUGUAGGCAAGAACACGAACCCUGACAACAGGUUAAAAUGUGUUCGUCUAUUAUUAGAUGCUGGGGCUGACAUCUACUUAGGUGAUCGAUAUGGUUUUAAUCCUCUCAUGGCAGCCUGCGGUAUUUGUGCUGUUGAAUGCGUGGCAGAAAUUCUUAAAAGAGGUUACCCAAGAAAACUUAAUCAAAAUGGAACUGAAAAACACAAAUCUGAAGCUUGUGGAGAUUCACCUAAUGACGACGAAGCUGCUUCUAAAGCUGUUGGAGAUUCAGAUAAAGACGACGAAGCUGCUUGCACAGCUUGUAAAGGCGGAUCUGUUGAUGAAAGUGAUACUAGUAGUCAAAAUACACGGACGGAAGGAAAACCAGAAGUCGGCAGAAGCCCCCCAUCUUCAUCUGCAAGUUCAUCAGAAUCAGAUGUUUCCUUUGAUGAAAGUGAUAAUAGUGGUGGAGAUAUAACACCGAUGUAUUCUUCAUCUGUUAGUUCACCAGAGCCAACUGUUUCUGAGCAGUUCGAUCGAACAGAUAUCAAUGUCUCGGAUGGUGCAGAGUGCAGAAACGCACUUCAUCAUUGUCUGAACUCGGAUAAUAGGGGCCCUGAUCAAGUUGCUUGUUUAAAAUUACUUCUGGAUGCCGGGGCUGACCCAACGAUCAAAGAUGGGUAUUAUAGUACAUUGCAGUUAGCAAUAACUUCAUUGGCCAAUAGCAUCUCUUUAGUGAAAAUCUUGCUAGCAGCUGACGUACCAUUUAAUGCAACUAAAGAUUUUCUUGAAGCAAUAAUAGUCCUAAAUCCGGAAUUAGUGAAUUUUUUUUUGCAACUGGGGGCUGAUAUUAACCAUCGUUACAAAUAUGGAUACACUGCUCUCAGAAACCUAAUAGAUGCCAUACCAAGAGGUUUGCCUAGGAAUGCAGAAAGAGAUGAACGGGCUAAAGAAUGCCUAAAAAUCUUGAUAGCUGCCAAACCAGACAUCAAUGUUUUAGACUCAAGAGGCCUUCAACCCAUUCAUUACGCUCUUGUGCUGUGGUCAUGUUUUAAAUUUCCCACAGAGUAUCUUAUUUCCGAAAACUGUGAUUUCAGCGAAUUGUCUUUUUCUAAUAUGUGUGCUGUCUUUUACAGUGACUUUCGUGAAAAUUGUAAGGAUUUGAUGGACAUAAUUAAGAUUUUAUACGAUUGCGGUCUUUCAUACUCUCAGUGUCAGUCAUUCUCUGUUGCAUCAUGGGAUGUAGAGGACUAUAUCGAUGCGCUAACAUGUAGUCCAAGACGUCUAGUCUUUUUGUGUACGAUUUCUGUGAGGCAACAUCUCGGAAAGGGUAUAAAAUGGAAAUGUGAAGAACUACGAAUUCCAAAAACAUUGAAAGAUAUAAUAUUGCUUAAAGACAUUCUCCCGCCCGAAUGUUUCGAAUAAAAAAAUAUAUAAAAG
Messenger RNA from Patella vulgata (common limpet), 1742 nucleotides. RefSeq names its product serine/threonine-protein phosphatase 6 regulatory ankyrin repeat subunit C. Gene Ontology annotation, biological process: regulation of barbed-end actin filament capping. Gene Ontology annotation, cellular component: cytoplasm; nucleus. The transcript has 2 exons. The coding region runs from base 63 to 1727 and encodes 554 amino acids. Lineage: Eukaryota; Metazoa; Mollusca; Gastropoda; Patellidae. The record is from RefSeq and is a predicted model, not a curated record. Gene Ontology annotation, molecular function: protein binding.